AUGGCUUCUCCAGUAAUAAUGGAGAGAAGAGCUUCAAUAACAUCCUUAUCUUCUCCUCCGCCUUGUUAUUCUCUCUCUCUUCCUCCCUUACGAAACUACGACGUUUUCCUUAGCCACAGAGCUAAGGACACCGGACGUAGUUUUGCGGCCGAUCUCCAUGAAGCUCUCACGAAUCAAGGAAUUGUAGUUUUCAGAGACGAUGAAGACGAAGAAGAUGGAGGGAAACUGUUAAUGGAGAAGAUGAAGGCCGUGGAAGAAUCGAGGUCUUCGAUCGUGGUUUUUUCGGAGAACUAUGGGAAUUUGGUUUGCAUGAAGGAAAUAGAAAAGAUUGUAAUGUGUAAGGAGUUGAGCAAACAAUUGGUUCUUCCAAUAUUUUACAAAAUAGAUCCAGGCAACGUGAGGAAGCAAAAGGGGAACUUUGAAAAGUACUUUAAUGAACACGAAGAAAAUCCUGAGAUUGAUAUUGAAGAAGUUGAAAGCUGGAGAUAUUCAAUGAACCAAGUUGGCCAUCUCUCUGGAUGGCAUAUCCAGGAUUCCCAGUUAAGUUAUUGUGAUAGUGACUGGGCUGUAGAUGUUAAUGACCGAAAAAGUACAAGUGGAUAUGUGUUCUUUAUUGGUAAUACUACAUUUACCUUGAGCUCUAAGAAGCAACCUAUUGUGACAUUAUCUAUUUGUAAGGUAGAAUAUGUUGCUGCAGUCUCAAGUAUUUAUCAUGUAUUUGGGUUAAGGAAUUUGCUAAAGACCGUGGGAGUUUUUCAAGAUGAUGCUACUGUGACCCAUGUAGACAAUAAGUCUGAAGAAGGAGCCAUCGAUGAAAUUGUGAAGCAUAUUUUCAAUAAAUUGCGUCCGGAUUUGUUUCGGUACGAUGAUAAAUUGGUUGGAAUUGGCCCAAGAUUAUACCAAAUUAAUAUGCUUUUAGGAAUAGGUUUAGAUGACGUACGCUUUGUUGGAAUAUGGGGAAUGGGUGGAAUUGGCAAAACUACUCUCGCUAGAAUUAUUUACAAAAGUGUUUCCCAUUUAUUUGAAGGAUGUUAUUUUUUGGACAAUGUCAAAGAAGCUUUCAAGAAUGAAGGCUUAGUUUCAUUACAAGAAAAACUUCUAACAGGAGCUUUAAUGAAACGAAACAUUGACAUCCCAAAUGCUGAUGGAGCUACAUUGAUCAAGAGAAGAAUAAGUAAUCUUAAAGUUCUUAUAAUUCUUGACGACGUCAACCAUCUAAGCCAACUUCAAAAGUUAGCCGGAGGUUCAAAUUGGUUCGGUUCAGGAAGUCGAGUCAUCGUUACCACAAGAGACGAACAUCUCCUAAUUUCACACGGAAUCAAAAGACGAUACAAUGUCGAAGGGCUAAAGAUUGAAGAAGCUCUUCAACUUUUUUCACAAAAGGCAUUUAGUGAAGACCAUCCAAAGACAGGGUAUUUUGAUCUAUCUAGCCAAGUUGUAGAUUAUGCUGGAGGGCUUCCAUUAGCAAUUGAGGUUCUUGGAUCCUCUUUACGUGAUAAACCAAUGGAGCAAUGGAAAAAUGCAAUGGAAAAGUUGAAGGAAGUUCGUGAUAAGGAAAUUCUUGAAAAGUUGAAAAUUAGUUAUUAUAUGUUAGAGAAGUCUGAACAGAAAAUUUUUCUAGAUAUUGCAUGUUUUUUCAAGAGGAAGAGUAAGAGACAAGCAAUUGAAAUUCUUGAAAGCUUUGGAUUUCCUGCUGUUCUUGGGCUUGAAAUAUUGGAGGAGAAAUCUCUUAUUACUACACCACAUGAUAAGCUACAAAUGCAUGAUUUAAUACAAGAAAUGGGUCAAGAAAUUGUUCGCCAAAACUUUCCGAACGAGCCUGAAAAAAGAAGCAGGUUGUGGCUUCGUGAAGAUAUAAAUCUUGCUCUAAGUCUUGAUGAGGGAACAGAAGCAAUUGAAGGGAUAAUGAUGGAUAUGGAUGAAGAGGGAGAGUCACAUUUGAAUGUCAAAUCAUUUUCAGCAAUGACAAAUCUAAGAGUAUUGAAACUGAACAAUGUUUAUCUUUCUGAAGAACUUCAAUAUCUCUCUGAUCAGCUAAGGUUUCUCGAUUGGCAUGGUUACCCUUUAAAGUGUUUACCAUCAAAUUUCAAUCCCACAAACCUGUUGGAGCUUGAGUUGCCUAGUAGCUCUAUUCAACAUCUUUGGACUGCUUCAAAGAGCUUGGAAACAUUGAAAGUAAUAAAUCUAAGUGAUUCUCAAUUCCUAUCCAAGACCCCUGAUUUUUCAGGUGUUCCAAAUCUUGAAAGAUUGGUUUUGAGUGGUUGUGUAGAAUUACACCAACUUCACCACUCUUUGGGAAAUCUAAAGCAUCUAAUUCAAUUGGACCUCAGAAAUUGCAAGAAAUUAACAACUAUUCCUUUCAAUAUUUGCUUAGAAUCUCUCAACAUUUUGGUUCUUUCAGGCUGUUCAAAUCUCACCCAUUUUCCAAAAAUCUCAGGAAACAUGAACCAUUUAUCAGAGCUUCAUUUAGAUGAAACAUCUAUAAAAAUUUUGCAUUCAUCAAUAGGACAUUUAACGGCACUUGUUUUAUUAAAUCUCAAAAAUUGCACAAAUCUUCUAAAACUUCCUUUCACUAUUGGCUGUUUAACAUCUUUGAAAACCCUGAAUUUAAAUGGCUGCUCAAAACUUAAUAGUCUUCCAGAGAGUUUAGGAAAUAUUUCUUCCUUAGAGAAGCUUGAUAUUACUUGCACUUGUGUAAAUCAAGCUCCAAUGUCACUUCAACUUUUGACCAAACUUGAAAUACUAAAUUGUCAAGGACUAUCUCGCAAAUUUCUUCAUUCAUUAUUCCCCACUUGGAAUUUCACUAGAAAAUUCUCCCAUUCUCAAGGGUUGAAAGUGACAAAUUGGUUUAAUUUUGGUUGUUCUUUGAGGGUUUUGAAUUUGAGUAACUGCAAUUUGUGGGAUGGGGAUUUACCUAAUGACCUUCGUAGCUUAGCUUCAUUACAAAUUCUUCAUCUGAGCAAAAAUCAUUUUACCAAAUUGCCUGAAAGCAUUUGUCAUCUUGUUAAUUUGAGGGAUCUAUUUUUGGUGAAAUGUUUUCAUCUUUUGAGUUUGCCAAAGCUUCCACUAAGUGUUAGAGAAGUGGAAGCAAGAGAUUGUGUUUCACUAAAAGAAUAUUACAAUCAAGAGAAACAAAUUCCUUCAAGUGAGAUGGGAAUGACUUUUAUUCGUUGUCCAAUAUCCACUGAACCAGCUGAAAGAUACAAAAUUGAUCAACCUCAUCUUUCUGCCCUUCACCUAAGGACAAUGACUCAACGAUACCUUGAGUUGUAUCUCCAAGGCCAAGACUUGUGGGAUGUUACAGGAGGCAUUGAAGUCCAUUCACCUGAGAAUGUUGUUGCUUCCAAGAAAUGGAAUAUCAAGGCAGAAUUAGGAAUGAGGGGAUUCAUUAUCCAUGGACUUAAACCUGAAUAUAGAAGCUUUAUUGUUGCUAUUCAAGGUUGGAUAGUCCAACCUUCUUUGAUUGACCUAGAAAACAUGCUUGCUAGUCAACAAGCAUUAGUUAAGUAAAGGAAACUAGUAAAACUAAUCGAAAACAGGAGUCUUUAUGCUAGAGACUACCGUCAUGAGAAGAAGAUAACAGAAAGCAAUGAAAUCACCUUCCAAGCUGAGAGCAUUAGUGAAGAAGAAUUGGAUGUAGAGUCAUGCUUUGCAACAAUAGAUCCUAACCCAUAG
Molecule: messenger RNA, 3675 nt
Organism: Benincasa hispida (wax gourd)
Lineage: Eukaryota; Viridiplantae; Streptophyta; Magnoliopsida; Cucurbitales; Cucurbitaceae
Source: RefSeq, a predicted model, not a curated record